AUGAUGGAGCGCUACACGACGGGCGACAUCCUCAUCCGGAAGGCCCACCGCGGCAAGCUGCAGGAGGUCGUGUACCUCGUCCAGGACAUUGCGGUCGACGUCAACUACCGCAACAUGAACGGGUGCACGCCGCUGCACGCCGCCGCAGCCUCAGGCCAGCUCGAAGUCGUGCAAUGGCUCUUGCAUGCGCCGCAGAUCGACCCGUCGGUUGUCGACGAUGGCGACCAGACAGCGCUUCACUACGCCGCCUUCUACGGCCACCUUGAAGUCGUCCAGAUCCUCGUCGAGCAUGGUGUGCAGCUCGAUGCCAAGGACAAGUUUGGCCGACUGCCGCACAUUGCGGCCGCGCUCAAUGGCCACUUGGACGUCAUCCGAUACAUCGUCGAGGACUGCGACGACCACAUCGACAUCAACGCGAUCGACGAGUACGGAGGCACGUGCUUGCACUGGGCCGCGUCCAAAGGCCGAAAGGAGGUCGUCCAGUACCUCUGCAUGGCCGGCAUCGAUAUCCACGUCACGAGCUACGACAACCGCACUGCGUACCAGCUAGCAAAAGACAAGUACAAGACCAAGUGCAUGCAAUUCCUCAAGCUCUUGAUCCACGCCGCCGAGGAAGGCGACGAUGACACGAUCAAGCGCGUGAUCAACGACGUCAACGGCGCGUACCCGCUGCGGCAUCUCCGGGACAAGAACGGCAAGAACGCCAUGCACUGGGCCGCGAGCACGGGCCACCUCUCGAGCUUGCGCCUCGUGGCAGAGAGUUUCGACGAGUGGACCGAAGUCGACAAGUUUGGGCGCAACGCUCUGCACUGGGCAGCGCUCAAGGGCCAUAAGGACUGCGCGUUCUGGCUCAUCAAGAACUUUCGCGACUCGACCCAGUGGAAGACGCUGACGCUGACGGACAAGACGCCAUCGCGCUGUGCAUUUGAAGGCGGCCAUAGCGCCCUCGCCGCCCAGCUCCAGGCGUGGGAGAAGGGCAACGCCGAGUACUUGGCCCCCGAGAAGCCCAAAACCCCAGUGCAGCAGAACCGAGAUAUCGGGUCGGUGCGCAACUGGCUGCAGCAGCUCGAGCUCGGUGAGUACACGGACAGCUUUGAGAGCGACGGCUUUGACACGCUGCGGGGCGUCGCGACGAUGGACGAAGACGACUUGAUUGAGAUGAACGUCAAGAAGGGCCAUCGACGGGGCAUUCUGCAGCACAUCCAAGAGCUCAAGAACCAAUUGGCGGCCUACGACGAGCAGGCGGCGGCCAAUGGCUUCGAGCCCGAAGCGCUCCCCACCCUGAGCAUGCUUCCACAACUGCUCAAGACGCCCAGCGUAACACAGCUCAGCGCACUGCCGCCGGCCGUGUCGUCGUCGGACGACGCAUGA
Messenger RNA from Saprolegnia parasitica CBS 223.65, 1371 nucleotides. RefSeq lists its product as hypothetical. Bases 1 to 1371 code for a protein of 456 amino acids. Lineage: Eukaryota; Oomycota; Saprolegniomycetes; Saprolegniales; Saprolegniaceae. Gene Ontology annotation, molecular function: protein binding. The record is from RefSeq and is a predicted model, not a curated record. The transcript is spliced from 12 exons.